Molecule: messenger RNA, 1733 nt
Organism: Leguminivora glycinivorella
Lineage: Eukaryota; Metazoa; Arthropoda; Insecta; Lepidoptera; Tortricidae
Product: LHFPL tetraspan subfamily member 2a protein
Exons: 5
Coding region: 140-802 (220 amino acids)
Cellular component (GO): membrane
Source: RefSeq, a predicted model, not a curated record
AUUUCGCUCACCCAUCUCACUUUAUCUCACAAGUUUUUGUUUUCGUAACUUCGAUGCUGGCCCAGUUAAACGUUUAUUAUUCUUAUUAGCACAUACACAAUAACUUAAACUUCAGCUUUUAUCUCACAUUACACACAAAAUGUGCUACGUGAUCAUCACAGGGCGGAGUUUGGCCUGGCUCCUUUUGAGUUUGGUCGCCUUUAUGCUAAUCCUUUCCGGUAUAAUGACUCCCAAGUGGUUGUUAGGGCAGCCUAGGGUGCAAAAUAGGGAUAACGUUACCGGAUUUUAUGUGCCUAGUGUCGGGAUAUACAACAGAUGCUUGCGUAUAAAGGACAGCCAUGAUGACUGCGGUUCAUUCUCUUUCUACGGGUUCGCUACGGAUCCUAGCCGCUACCCUACACCUUGGAAGGCUGCUCUAUUUUUCUUGUCUUUAUGUGCAGCUAUACAAUUCUCGACGGUACUAGCCGGUGUAAUGGCGUGUUGUGUUCAAUCCGUGUUUAAGAAGAGUGUUAUAUCGUUAGCUGGAGCUACUCAAGCCUUGGGAGGGUUAUUCGGCGUCCUAGGCCUCCUGCUGUACCCCUGGGGUUGGGGCACCCAGCGCGUCAGGCAGCUUUGCGGCGAAAACUCGGAGCCCUACAUACCAGGAGAUUGCUCUAUUGGCUGGUCCUUGUACGUGGCGACGCUAGGCGUAGCGCAAGUCUUCUUGGCUAGCGCCUUAUCCCGCAGCGCGGACCGCGCCGCUAGUUCGGAAAAGGUGCAAUUCCAAAUAGACGAGGGGAAGCAGCUUAUUUGUCUAGCUUAGAAAUGCAAAAAAAGUCAUGACGUGUAUACACGUCGUUGAAAAAUCGUAACGUGUAUACACGUCAAUGAAAAUCCACACAUGACGUGUAUAUACGUCAUUGGAUACAAUAUUUUUGAGCAUGACGUGUAUACACGUCACUGUAAACAGAUGACGUAUAUACACGUCAAUGGAAGACCUAAAAAGACGUGUAUAUGCGUCAUUAAAAACGUGAUAGUUUCAAUCAUGACGUGUAUACACGUCAAUGAAAACUAGAUAAUGACAUGAAGGCCGAAAAAUACUCUUCCAAGGGAUUAAAUCAAUUGAAACAUGUAGUAAACCCCCAGGCUUGUCCUUGUACGUGGCGACACUCUGCGAAAGCCAAGAGGCUAGCAUCUUAUUCCAGUUGCAAAUAGGCGAGGGGAAACAGUUUAUUAGUCUAGCUUAAAAAUGCAAAAAAAGUUAUGACGUGUAUACACGUCGUUGAAAUAUUGUGACGUGUAUACACGUCAGUGCAACCCGCAUAUGACGUGUAGUUAAAGAUAGCUGACGAUACACGUGCGGAAAGGAAAUUCGUAACUCGUGUCGAUUUAAAACACUCCCUUCGGUUGUGUUUUAAUUUAUGGCUACUUAUGUCGUAAUAUGUACUAUUUCCCAUGUGAAACUAACAGACUGAUACUGACUUCCAAUCUUUAAUACUUGUAUUAAAAAAAAUUGCUUGUGCUUUUAUUAAAAUAAGCGAAAUUAUAAAAAAAAUAUACAUUUAGUUGUAGAAAAAAUUAUUAUAUUUAAGAUACAAAGAUGUGUGGUAAUACUCAUAAUAUUUAGAUUAUAUCUUCAGAACGUGUGUCAUUAAAUGUAUUUAUAUACAUAAUAAUAUAUUACUUAAGGUAUAGCGGGGCAAAUCUCGACUGGGGGGCAAAUGUAACUGGUCCAUUUUUUCCAUGUUUUACAA